AUGGUGCUGCUGGGACCCUCCAUCAACGCAAUUAGGCAACUGGUUAACAAAUGUGAGAAUUAUGCCGAACAACAUGGCUUGAGGUACAACUCUAAAAAGAGUGAAGUUAUGAUAUUUAAAUCGAAUAAAUAUAACCCGACAGUUGUGCCUCCGGUAAUGUUGGGCGGCGUUCCACUAAAGGUAGCGGACCAGUUUAAAUAUCUAGGGCACAUAGUCACGCCGGACUUGCGAGACGAUGCGGAUAUAGAGAGGGAGAGGAGGGCCUUGUCUGUGCGAGGUAACAUGAUUGCCCGCAGGUUCGCUCGGUGUACGAAGGAAGUAAAAAUCACAUUAUUUAAGGCUUAUUGCCAAACCUUCUACACCAGCAGCCUGUGGGUGAGUCAUACGCAGCGCACAUACAAUACGCUCAGGGUUCUAUAUAAUAACAUAUUCAGGAUGCUGAUGAAGCUGCCGCGACGUUCCAGUGCGUCGGCUAUGUUCGCAGAGGCGCGCACUGAUGGCUUGCACGCCGUCAGAAGGAAGAGAGUAGCGUCACUGCUGAACAGAGUACGCGGCAGCUCCAACACCAUCCUGAGCAUGUUCGCUGAGCGCUUGAACUGCCCCAUGACAAAACACUGGGUAGAAAUCAUCACUGGCCAAACAAAGUGA
This is a messenger RNA of Cydia pomonella (codling moth), 648 nucleotides long. RefSeq lists its product as uncharacterized. The record is from RefSeq and is a predicted model, not a curated record. Lineage: Eukaryota; Metazoa; Arthropoda; Insecta; Lepidoptera; Tortricidae. The coding region runs from base 1 to 648 and encodes 215 amino acids. The transcript has a single exon.